This is a messenger RNA of Pichia membranifaciens NRRL Y-2026, 3246 nucleotides long. RefSeq lists its product as hypothetical. Gene Ontology annotation, molecular function: protein serine/threonine kinase activity; ATP binding. The coding region runs from base 219 to 3206 and encodes 995 amino acids. Gene Ontology annotation, biological process: peptidyl-serine phosphorylation; autophagosome organization; protein autophosphorylation. NCBI's taxonomy places the organism in Eukaryota, Fungi, Ascomycota, Pichiomycetes, Pichiales, Pichiaceae. Gene Ontology annotation, cellular component: cytoplasm; autophagosome. The transcript has a single exon. The record is from RefSeq and is a predicted model, not a curated record.
UGGAAACACACAUCAACCAAUCGUUCACUAUUUAUCUCUCGCAAGCUUAAGGCUCCACGAAACAGACACAGUAGCUUGCUUAUCUAUACACGAAUCCCAAACAUCAUUUUCUCAACCAAACUUCAGUUUCAACCCCUGACGUAGUUCACAGCACAAUAAACCUUUUUUUCCCUUCAUCUCCGUUAGCCCAGAAAAAGAAGAUACAUACAUACAAGAAAAUGACGGUGGCAAGUUCUGAUUAUGCAAAUUACCUUCACGGAGGUCUCCUCAACGACCGGUAUUUAAGAAUGAAGGGCUUAAAUGAAGGAUCUUUUGGUAUUGUUUCCAUAGCAAAAGAUACCAAAGAAGGCAAUACAUUGGUGGCGAUCAAGUACAAUACAGGCAGGCUAGGGGAUUUUGAAGCCUAUCAAAACAAGACCAAAUCAGAGGAUCAUAUUGUGAAAGUCAGAUCGAUGAGUCUGAACUCAAACACUAGGUCUGCAAUCAAGUCAGAUGCUACAUUUUCAAACACGGAAACAAGCGAUAAAGAUGUUAGCAAGUCGAUAGUUUUGAGAGAAACGAAGCAAGAGAUUGCGAUGAUCAAGAAAGUGGAUACCCAUCCGAACAUAACGACAUUGCUAGACUACUUUGACACCUACAUGGUUUUUGAGUACGCACCGAGGGGUGAUCUACAUGACGCUAUUCAACUUGGUAUAGCUCCCGUUGCCACAAGUGAUGUCAUUGAUGUUUUUAUGCAAUUGAUCAGUGCGGUGGAAUUUUGCCAUAAAAAUGGCGUCUAUCAUCGUGAUAUCAAACCUGAAAAUAUUCUUAUUGCAGAUGACUGGUCCAUCAAGUUAACUGAUUUUGGGUUAGCGACAGACCAUUUGAUCUGCAACGAUUUCGACGUCGGAAGUGAGCGUUACAUGGCUCCGGAAUUGUUGGAACAUUCCGACAUUGACAGUUAUGCUGCAGACAAGGUAGAUAUCUGGUCUUUGGGUAUUUGCUUGCUAAAUAUCGUAUUCGGGAAAUCCCCCUUCAGGUCAGCAAGUUCCAAAGAUAAGAUGUUCUUACAUUACGCCGCAAAUAGGGAAACCCUUUUUGACAUCUUCCCAUUCAUGAGUUACGACUUGUUUUCUGUUAUGAUCCAUUCUCUAACUAUUGAUCCGGCCAAUAGAGACUUAGAGAUGAUUAAAGUGAACCUGCUGAAUAUCGAUGUGUUGACCUAUGAUUACGAAUUCGAAGAAGAUGUCGAUGACAUAAAGGCCAAAGCUUUGGUCGAGGAGAUUGGUGAAGAUGAAUCUUACGAAGCAGAUGGUAAACAAGGCAAUGCGAAAUCUGAGGCUGCAAAUACAGCUAAGGUUGAAGAUACUAUCAGCGAAAUCAAGCCCGCAGCCAAAGGCGAAAACCCAGUGGUGCUGUUUGACAACUCACCAAAUAAUAUUGACAAAGGAGAAAAUGCCACUAGAACUGACCCAAUUUCCACAGGAGCUAAUUCAGAGGUACGCACAAAUGAUGGCAAGAGUGAAAUUGACAUGUCAGAACCUAAACAUUCUCCAAAUAUCAAUCCUUCACUACAACCUUCUGCUGUUUUAGAAUCAGCAAAUCGGAAGAUGGGUUUGAUUGAUACUUUGCUAGGUACAGACACGAACAAUAACUACACGGUUUCGGAACCAAUUAAUAUCCAAAAGAAAUAUGAGCCGCCUCACAAGCUUCUGGCUAAUUCGCUUAAUGACAGUAAGAAAUUUAAUAUCAGUAAUGAGAACAGAAAAGCAAACAACAACAAUAACUAUAGGGCAAGACGUUGGAACCCUGCUCAUCGUAAGCCUUUGAAAAUAGCGAAUUACAAUUACAGAAACAAAUCACAGGAUGGAAGAAUUGGCGGCCGUGAUUCUUUGAAAGACGACUCUUUUGAUUUUAACAGGAAGGACUUUUUCACUCCUAGGUCCGUCUUUACUCAUUACAUGGAAAAAGCUAAUAGAGGCAAACAAAACGUUCAACAGAGAGGCUCAUAUUAUAGAAAGAACAAAGAGUUUGAGAACUCUUCGAACAACUACACUUAUAAUUAUAGACAUGCAUUCAACAAUACCAACAACUAUUAUGAUUACAGUGACAGAAGAGCUUGGCAAAAGAGGAAGAGGAGAUCAAGCAAUGUACCUUCUAGUAAUAGUAACAAAAAUAAGAAUAGUUACAGAUCAGGCAAUCUAAGAUCUAGGAAUAGUAAAUGGGAGGCUCCCCUAUGGAAUUCAAGUAAUGACCACAAAUCGAAAAACCCACGGAGGUUAUCUGCUGGCAUCUCUUCUGGCGCAAACUCUCAUCCAGUUCGGGUAACAAGCUCAUUGAGAUCGUCAAUGGAUGGAAAGUACAUACCACCCAAUUUACGUUUCAAUGCAUCAAAUUUACUUGGGUCAGCUGUUGUUUCUGACGAUGAUACGGAGACAGAUAAUGACUUUAUGAGUGGCUCCAGCAAGCGUACAAGCAAGGGUCAUUUUGAAAGUCCAAGAGAAAUAGAAGAUAUCGCUGAAGACGAUGACGAUACUGGCGAUGAUCAAGUUGAACACGCCGAAGAUUCUGACGAGGAAACUUUCUCUUUUGAAUUUGACCAGCCGACCGUAUCAAGAAACAAUGGUAUGAAUUUUUUAGCGGGAGUUUCACCCUCAGACGACGGCGAAAAGUUCGAGCAGAUCCAAUCAAAUGCAAUGAAUUUGCUAUCGAAACAGUUCACCGAGAGUAGGCUAUUUGACGAAAAGAAUAACUCAAGGGACACAUCUUUAACUACUACGGUGUCAAAUAAUUUCUCAAGCACAGGAUCGAAUAUAAACACAAGUCCCAAAGGCUACAAGAAGUAUAUUCCUCCUCACCACAGACGAAGCUCCCACUCUGCUGCCGAUACUACAGGUAAUCUGACAAGUACUUUGACAGACAAACCAGCUAGCAAUGUGAUCAUGAAUCAUUUUAUUGACCGUUCGAGCAACAAGAACAUGUCACCGGUAUCAACUUCUGCACCUACAAAGUCUUCAUCCUUUUUCAGCUCUUGUAAAAACAUUGCUCCGCAUGAAUUAUUGACAGAAAAGGGGUAUGAUGCUUUUGUUAACAGUGAUCAAUACAACGAUAAUUUGUUCAACAUUGAGGAAGGGAAUUACAUAACGCCAACAAAAAUGAUGGUUAACGGAUUAUCGGAGCAGAAAUUCAUAGCAAAUGGUAGCAUCGACGAUAAAACAUCAGGUUAAAAUUUUUUUUAUUUUUUUUUCAAUAUUUUUGAAAUGAUAA